UGUUAUUGUCACUAUCCUUAAGAAAAUGACAGCUGGAAAAGAAACAAUAGAAGAAACUUCGUCUGUACCUGUGGAAAAGCGGAUCUAUGUUGGCGGUCUUCCUUCUAGUGUGACAGUAGAUCAACUUGAAACACGAUUUGCAAAGUUUGGAUCCAUUUCAAAUGUCACCAUAGCCAAGAAUGAACAAGGUGAAUGUCGUGGUUUUGGCCAUUUUACUAUCAAAACAACACCAAAACAAUGGACUUCAUGUCUUUCUGUUUAUAAUGGGUCAAAGUGGAAAGGGGAAAAAAUACGACUGGAAGACUCAAAACCUGACUAUAAAGAACGAAAACGAAAAACUGAGGAAUUAUUAGCUCUCAAAGCAGAGAAGAAACGAAAACGUGAACGACGAUGGAACAAUAGUGAUGGUUUCUUCGCAAGGGAUAUGUCAUUGGUGACGGAUAACAAUGUGAACACACGAUCUGGAGGAUGGAAACGAGGUCGUUAUGGAAGAGCUGUUGCAGUGAUGCGGUUACGAAAGGAGGAUGGUACUCGGUUUGUAUAUGAUCCUUUAAACUAUAAAAACAAUUUGGAAAAACUUUAUAAUAUUGGUGUUCGGAUGAAACCCACGAAGGACCUGCCGAUGUUUUAUGAAGAAUAUGAACAACAAAAUGAUCAAGAUGCUUUGUUCAAGCAACAACAGUAUAUACCUGACGACAAUGACGAUAACAAAGAUGGAGAUAUUGACUUUUCCCAGACUACUCGAUCAGAUAUGAUCUUAUCAUCCAAGGACAAGGGUGAAGAAAGACGACUUGCAGCAUUGGAACGAAGAAGUUUAGAAUUAUCAGCCAAGAAAGAAUCAAUGAAACAAGCUGAACAAGAUCGACAACAUAUUUCAUUUGACAAGGACGAAGAUGUUAUCGAAUAUGAUGAGCACAAGACCGAUAUUGAUAUAAUGAAUGAAUCGAAUGUACAACCAAAAGAUGGAGCGAAAUGGAUGUUUGAUUCAGAUUCCGACGAUGAUGAUGAUCUAGAUAUACGAAUUAAUCCGGUACUUGAAGGUGAAAAAGGAAGACAACGAUUGGAAUUACAAAGUCGCUAUCAAGGUGAUGAUCGAUUCAAAUUGGAUUCAGAAUUUAUGGAUGAAGAUGAAGAAGAAAUAACACAACCUACAAAACCCACUAUCAACGAUGAUAUAUCAAAAUCCCUUGGUGAUGAAAAGAAUCAAUCUUUAGAUGUUUUACGUGCUAUGUUUGGUGAUAUCAAGGUCAUGACUCAAACAAAACCUGAAGGUCAGUGGUCAUCCAGUGCGCGCUUUGAUCCUGAAGCUGAAGAUUCCUCAAACUAUUUGAUCCAAUCCACAAAACUGGAAACAGCCACCAACGAAUCACAAGAUGAUGAUGAUCUCGAAGACAAUUCUAUAAAUAGCAAUGAUGAAGAUUUACCAACCACUAGACGACCUGAAAGUGCCAUGCCAGUAGUAUCAACUGAAAAACAUUUUAGUGUCAAUGUUAAUUUGAAACCAUUGUUUGGCGCGGAAGAAGAACCUUUUACCCUCUUUGGUGGCAAUGUCAGUGAUGAUGCAGACGAAACAGGUGAUACUAAUAUCUUUGGCAACACAACAUCGAAUGAUCUAUCAACAGGAUUUAUACCACAAACUACUGAGUCCCACGUUGGUUUAGGUUUGAUGUUCUUUCUACAUUCGGAUGAUCCAAACUUGGUGAAAAGAAGCUGUUAUUCUUAUGAUCCCAAUGGUAUUUUCCAACGAAAUCAAAAUGAAAGUGAAAAAUAUGAAACUGAAUGGAAAACUGAACGAAAUAUAUUCUCUGAAAUCCUCAAGAGACGUGAAAAGUAUUCUUUACGGAAGCAGAAAAAAGAGACAAAUGGUGGAUUGAAAUGAAUUAGAUAGUUUCUAGUUUAGUGAUGAUUUAUUUUUAUACACAUAAUAAAAACAUUUUCUUUUCUUUUU
Messenger RNA from Halteromyces radiatus, 1948 nucleotides. RefSeq lists its product as uncharacterized. Lineage: Eukaryota; Fungi; Mucoromycota; Mucoromycetes; Mucorales; Cunninghamellaceae. The coding region runs from base 26 to 1879 and encodes 617 amino acids. The transcript is spliced from 12 exons. The record is from RefSeq and is a predicted model, not a curated record. Gene Ontology annotation, molecular function: RNA binding.